This is a messenger RNA of Durio zibethinus, 1040 nucleotides long. RefSeq names its product zinc finger A20 and AN1 domain-containing stress-associated protein 3-like. Gene Ontology annotation, molecular function: zinc ion binding; DNA binding. NCBI's taxonomy places the organism in Eukaryota, Viridiplantae, Streptophyta, Magnoliopsida, Malvales, Malvaceae. The record is from RefSeq and is a predicted model, not a curated record.
UAUUUUGAUAAAAUUAAACUCAAACAAACCGCUUAUUUAACGCGUAAUUGUUAGCUCUAAAAAGGAAACCACAUAGAAAAGGAAAAGAAGGUGUGUAGAAUCUUCAACCAAAGAACAGGAAUCCCUUCCUCUGCCUCUUAUUUUUAUCGGAGAGAGCGAUUCCUUUUCUUCGUUGCCUUCCUUUUCCUCGUUUACUUUUUCAUUUUUCUUCCCUUUUGAUUUUAAGAAGAAAUUAGAUUUCGGCUUCGUUUCUUUGUUGAUUCCCCUCUGAAACUCUUGUCUCAGGUUUGAAAGAAAAUUGAGAAAGAUAUGGCGGAAGAACACAGAUGUCAAGCACCACAACUAUGUGCAAACAACUGUGGAUUUUUCGGAAUCCCUACAACCCAAAAUCUUUGUUCUAAAUGUUACCGCGAUCUCCAGCUUAAAGAACAACAGUCUUCCUCCGCCAAACAAGCCCUCAAUCAAAGCCUCGUUCCUUCUUCUUCUUCUUCUUCUUCUUCAUUAGCAGCGUCGUCAUCGAUCUCAUCCUCGUUUUCCUUGUCCUUAGUGGCGAAGGAAGAAUCAUCGGCGGAAACGAAGGAAGAGGUGAAGGUGGAGGAGGUUCAAGUCAGGCCUAACAGAUGUCUGGCUUGCAAGAAACGCGUGGGGCUCACGGGGUUCAAGUGCAGGUGUGGGAUGGUUUUUUGUGGUACCCAUAGGUACCCUGAACAGCAUGGUUGUAUGUUUGAUUUCAAAGGGAUGGGAAAAGAACAGAUUGCCAAAGCUAAUCCUGUUGUUAAGGGUGAAAAGCUUCAGAAAAUAUGAAGAAAAAGGGAUUGUUUGUGAUUGUGUUGUUAAUUUGAGAAUUUGGGUCAUUGAAAAAAAUAUGAAUUUAGUUUCAUCCUCGGGCCUCGCCGGCGAAAGUGACGGUCAAUCAGUAGGGUGUGGCUUAGUGCUGAUUGUAGCCGGCGGUUGGCGCUUGUUGUUGGGUUGAUGAAUGUUAAAAAAAAAAAAUCAAUGGUAUUUUAAUUUAAUGUGAAAUGUUGAAUUCCAAUUGAAUA